GCUUUAAUAUAUCUCUCAUGACGUUGUUUGUCUUUUUUUUGUAAUAUGUCCUAGAUUAUAUGAUCAAUACAUCAAAAUUUUCCGACUACAAUUUCGUCCCAGCAAGUAUAUAGAAUCACAUAAAUAGACGUUUCAAACUUUAAAUCACGCAUAUAAAUCACUAUUUAUAUAAUAUAACUUGUUACUAAUUUCUAACAACUGUCGUGUAACUCUCGUGACAAACGAGCAAAAACUCUCGCCGACUUCUUUCAGCAAUUGAGACAGUUCAACUUUGAUGCGAGUUGACGCACGAAUUGCAGGAACUCUGAGACGAUCUGAGGGCGCAGAAGACAGAUUUAUUUUCGUGUGAAAGGACAGCGUUUGCCUGCCCCUGCUCGCUCGCCUGUUCCGGCAUUUCUGGCGACUUGCACGCAAUGUGCAGUGAUUCGAUCACUUCUGCAGUUAAAGCUCUCUUUACAAGUUGAAAAUCCGCUUUAAGGUUUCAGGAAGAGUUUCAUUCUGGGAUUUCUAACUGAAUAAGCUGGUAAAAUUCCCAAGAUUUUUACCGGCAAUCAUAUUUUUUGAAAUACGUGCUGCACAUGGUAAUUUGCAUUCAAAAUAUUGUCUUGGUAUUCAUAACCGGAUGAAGGACGGAUUACGAUUUUCCUGCCUCGAGUUAUGGGAAGGAGUUGCUAUGCAUUUGUUAUCAACAUUCUUUCGUAUGAGACCGAAAGCGAAUUCAACUGGCGAGUAGUUUUUAUUUAGGUAUACAUAUAGAGGACUGAAGGAAAGAAGACCUUGAAGAAUCCAAUUAGUUCUCAAUUAUCUAAGCAUGUGUCUGGAUAAACGUGUUGUUGUCGCUGCCUUGUUUAUCGUCGCUUCACUCCACAUCACUGUCGAUUUCACCAGUGCUAGAGUUUCGCGUAAAGGAAACAACAAUGGCGAUGUCUGCGUAAAACACAAAAGAUUCAACAACGCGAAAAAAGAUAUAAUAAACUCAAGGAAAGAAGUAUUGCGAGAUUUUAUUAUCUUCUGUUCCAAACAAACAUUUUUUGAAGUUCGAUACACAAAUGGAUCACUAUGUGCAUGUGGGCAAACCAGCUCUAAAACACUUAUGAGCAGGUUACACUGCAGGGAAAAUUUGCUUUCCAAUUUUACCGUCUACAUAUCUGUCAAAGAACGUCUCGUUGAAAGUAGAACCUGCCAUUUCUUAUUUUUCUUAAAUCAUCCUGGUCACAAAGAAGAGCUAAUCAAAAUAGUUCUAAAAAACAGUUUCUAUGAGCCAAGUUCUUUGUCUGGAAUGUCUGCUCGUUCCUCCGCUAUGCAUUUGGAUGUAUCAAAAAGUAUUCUUACUACGUCUGUAUUUGGUCAGAUGCGUAGUAGAUCAUCAGAUAUAAGUAAUCAAUUCACAACUGGGAAAUUGUCGGCGAUUUCAAGGCAAAUAAGGUCCACCGUGGCGAAACAAAAAUUUUCGCAAAGUUUGGUCGCAUCCAACACUGGAAUAGUAUUUACUUCUACUACUUCAAAGGAAAAUAGCCCCAUUCAAAGCAUGUCGUCUAGCUUUUUGAUACAAGCUACGCCAAGUAUAUCUAGCGUACUUUCUACCAGGGCGAGACAAAAAUUCUCGCGAAGUUUGGUCGCAUCCAACACCGGAAUAGUAUUUACUUCUACUACUUCAAAGGAAAAUAGCCCCAUUCAAAGCAUGUCGUCUAGCUUUUUGGUACGAGCUACGCCAAGUAUAUCUAGCGUACUUUCUACCAGGGCGAAACAAAAAUUCUCGCAAAGUUUGGUCGCAUCCAACACUGGAAUAGUAUUUACUUCUGCUAUUUCAAUGGAAGAUUCCCCAAUUCAAAGCACUUCGUCCAGCUUUUUGAUACAAGCUACGCCAAGUACAUCAUCUAGCCCACUUUCCACCAUUAUAUUGCCUUCUGAUGAAGAAAAAAAGGAAAAACUGAAAGAAGAUAUCAAGUUCGUCAACAACUUUAAUGCGUCCAAUGUGAAUAUCAAUGACAAAAAGACAAUUGAGCGAGUGUUGGAUGCUGCUGCGAAUUUGAUAAACACAAACCUAACAGCUGAGAAUCAAAACGAGGACCCAGGAAUGCAAGCAGUUGAAGUGUUGGAAGAUCUUGGAAAUUCUAUUUCUCAACAACUUGCUCUGCCCGAAAAUGAGAGUUCUGUGAUUUUUCAGGAAGUAACAGACGAUCUUGUGUUCGGUGUGGCUGUAGUAAAUGCAACGACAACGCCAGGAUUUUCAUUUCCUACCGAUGAAAGUAGAACAACCGGAGAUGAAAAGAUCAAUAUCCCAAGCUCUGUUUUCGUUUCAGAUUCAGGCAAAGCAUAUUUUGUUGGCAUUAUCUUCAAGCCGUAUCGCGAAAUGAGAAACAAAACGGGGAAUUUCAGGAUGGGAACUAAAGUUAUAAAUGCAGUUGUUUCGCCUCCACCACGCAAAACACUCGCUGACCCUGUUGAAAUGACAUUUAAGAAAAACAUUAUUGGUGAAACGAUUGCUUCCGAUUGUUCAUUUUGGAUAGAAAACGCCACGCAUUUAGGCGAACAUGGUAGAUGGUCGACGAAACAAUGUGAAAAAACAUUUGAAAAUCGCAGCCAUGUUCAAUGUCAAUGCUAUCAUUUCACUAACUUUGCUGUCUUAUUCAAAGUCUCGGAUAAUCAGGAUGUGUCAGAUGAGGACUCGUUCCGUCUGGUUAUCAUAACUUAUGUUGGGUUGAGUCUAUCUAUUUUGGGAUGUUUUCUGACUUUCGUCAUUUAUGUCACUUUAUCAAACAUCAAAACAGACAGAGCAGUAAUCCACACAAAUUUGGUACUGGCACUUGGAGUUGCUGACGUGAUAUUUUUGGUUACCGUGGUGGUCAAACCUGUUGGAGAUUCAUGUUUAACUCUGGCGAUGUUGGCCUUUUUCUUUUAUCUUGCUGUGUUUUUCUGGAUGUUGAACGAAGGUGUUUAUAUUUAUUUCAUGGUUAUAAAAGUUUUUCGUGGUAAUGAUGCUAUGAGACGGCGGAUGGCUUACCUUGUGGGAUGGGGAUGUCCAGCGAUUAUCGCGACUGUCACCUGGGUUGUUUUAAGAGAUGAUGUCGUGUCAAAAUACCAUUGCUGGUUAUCGGUUGAAUCCGGAGCAAUAUGGGCAUUUGUGGGUCCCGGAUUGUUGAUUAUUUUGGUAAAUUUUAUUAUUCUGAUGGUUGUCAUGAGAACAACAUGGGCAAUGUUUGUUGGCGACAAAGAAUAUAGUGGCUUGAAGUCGGCAACGAAGACAUUUGGCGCAGUCGUUCCUAUUUUAGGGAUAACCUGGGUUUUUGGUGUAAUGGCAUUCAAUGAAUCUUCUAUUGUAUUUCAGUAUAUAUUCGCUAUCACCAAUUCCAUACAGGGCGCUUUAAUAUUUAUUCUUUACUGCUUGGUUAACAGCGAGGUGCGAAGCGAGCUUCGACGAAAGCUAACGAUAUGGCAGACUCGUCGUGAGUUCUCUUCAUCUUCGGGAGGCAGCCGCCGUACGUAUCCAUAUUCGGUCUCUUCGAACACGACUUUAAAUCGUGCUACGAUUGCCGUACAGGCCACCCCAGACUUUUACCGGUGUCCGAUGGUGGAAAUUAAAGACGAAAAAUCGCAGGGGGAAGUAGAACGCAGGUACUCGUUUGAAGAUGGUAGUACGACAUCAGAGAAGGAAUUGGUAUUAGGUAAGCAGGAAAAGAACGGCGGCGAGGAAGGUUGAAAGCAUUCCAGUGGUGGUAGGAAAGGAAACUUGCAUGCAUGGGAACGAAUAGUAGUUUUUAAAUUUAAUGGCAAGAGUAUACGGAGAUGUAGGAAUAUUACGAAAUAACCGAUAAGUGACAAUGAUGAAGCAGAAACCUUACUGGUCGAAGAACUGGGGAAAGGCGAAGCAUAUGCUAUGUGCCAGAGAUGUAUCCACCACUAUAGCGCACUAAUUUGCAUGACAAAAAAAAACUGGUAAAAAUAACCAUGCGCGCACUUGUAAUGCAAAUUAGUGCACCAGCGCUGGAUCCAAACAUGCUACGUGCAUGUGUGGAAGAAUAUUUAUCGGUCCGUAUAUAGUUGUGAAUUCUGGGGCGAUUGUUGCAAAGUUAGCCGGAUAGCGCUCCGUUUCACUUGUAAAGACAGGUUAAUCUAAAAUUUCAGAUUAUUGGCGUAUUUGUUCAAACGUGAAUAGAAAAUACAUGUCCAAAUUACUGAAUCGCCGUCAUCGCCAGGUCGUGUUUCCUUACCAAAACAAAUUUGACCGCAGGGCUUAUUUCUUGUGAAGAGGAGAAUAAUUUAGUGAAUAUCAUAGUCUCAAUCAUAAACAAGUUCAAUGCAUACUCGCGCAUACGUAAAACUCGAAAAAAAUCUAACGACAUAACAUAUUUAGGGCAAACUUUUAUUUCGCAAAUUUUUGUCAACAACAUGACCUCGACACGGUGCGAUGAAGAAUUAACUUUUGGUAACUGUGUCGACAAUAAUUGAAGGAGGAAUUUUGUAUCAGCUAAAUCAUUCUAUUAUCAGUUUUCAAUUGUUGAAAGAAUAACGGAAAAUCGUUUAGAAUAUACUACGACUACGUCCUUGCAAUACUCCUCAUACUGCACUUUAAGCCCCGUUUUCACUACACACGAUAUUUGGUAGGGCACGGAUAAAAGUUCCGACCGUGCCACUUUUACAAGUACUUGGACUACCAAAAUAGGUAGUCCAAGCACGGAUAAAAAUGGUACGGGUGCCAGUUUUAUCCGUGCCGUACCAAAUAUCGCCCGUAGUGUAAACAGGGCUUAAAUCCCUUGUUGCAGUACAACCAACGACCAGGGGCCAGUUGUAUGAAAGCCAGAUAGCGCUAGC
Messenger RNA from Dendronephthya gigantea, 4812 nucleotides. RefSeq names its product adhesion G-protein coupled receptor D1-like. The transcript has 19 exons. Gene Ontology annotation, biological process: adenylate cyclase-activating G protein-coupled receptor signaling pathway; cell surface receptor signaling pathway. The coding region runs from base 812 to 3700 and encodes 962 amino acids. Gene Ontology annotation, cellular component: membrane. NCBI's taxonomy places the organism in Eukaryota, Metazoa, Cnidaria, Anthozoa, Malacalcyonacea, Nephtheidae. Gene Ontology annotation, molecular function: G protein-coupled receptor activity. The record is from RefSeq and is a predicted model, not a curated record.